Ostrea edulis (European flat oyster) is the source of this 751-nucleotide messenger RNA. Its product is annotated as epidermal growth factor-like protein 6. NCBI's taxonomy places the organism in Eukaryota, Metazoa, Mollusca, Bivalvia, Ostreida, Ostreidae. The coding region runs from base 227 to 682 and encodes 151 amino acids. Gene Ontology annotation, molecular function: calcium ion binding. The record is from RefSeq and is a predicted model, not a curated record. The transcript has 5 exons.
CACAUGUCCUGGUACUAAGACGAUAUCUGCAACAGACAAUGUUCAACUAUUGACCUCAAAUAACUUUCCAGACCCAUAUGAAAGCGAUGGAGUUUGUGAUGUAAAAAUAAUUGCUGACGAAGGGAAGUCUGUUCAUUAUCAAUUGACAUUUAACAAUGUGGAGAAUGAUUCCAGGCAGAAAAACCUAGGGGCUUGCAGAGAUGGCUUUAAAAUAUUUGAUGGAUCUAUGAAGGAAAACAAACUCUAUGACAACUGUGCUUUAUUCCAUCCUGAAAACGGGGGUCAAAGUUCGGAGAGAGCUCUACGUAUCCUAUUCGCACCAGAUGGUUUUGAGCAGGAAACCGGGUUUCUAAUUCUCUUCAGCCAGAAAGACGAAUGUGCACAGGAAACUGAACCUUGUGACACCAACGCUGAAUGUUUCAACACUGACGGCUCCUUUCGCUGUGAAUGCAAGGAGGGAUUUAUCGGAGACGGGUUUCAAUGUGACCAAGUUACAACCACUACCACACCUACCACACCUACCACACCUAUCACACCUACCACACCUACCACACCUACCACACCUACCACCACAAAGGAUCCCAGACGACUUCCGCUAAUCCUGACCUCCCUCGGGACUGCUGCAGUCGCCAGUGGUGUUGGAUUGUUGGUUCUUCUGUUUGGCCUCAGUACCAACUGUUAAAUUAUGUAUUUCUGUGGCAGAAGUAGAUGGAAAUGUUUAUGAUUCUGCAAGAGUAAAAACCAAAAAUGU